CUUUUCGGCAAAAUUUUGACACUCUCCAUCAUCACCAAUUUGACUGUACCCUCUCAUUCAAGCCUAGGCACUUUCUGGUUGCGAAUCCCUUCAUACCCAAAUUUACAGACAAAUACGCAACCAUGUCUACCAACAGUGUACAGUGCUUCGGCAAGAAGAAGACGGCUACCGCCGUCGCCCACUGCAAGGCCGGCUCCGGUCUCAUCAAGGUCAACGGCCGACCGCUAUCUCUGGUCCAGCCUGAGGUUCUCCGAUUCAAGGUCUACGAACCUCUCCUCAUCGUCGGACUCGACAAGUUCGCCCAGGUCGAUAUCCGAGUUCGCGUUACCGGUGGUGGUCACACUUCUCAGGUCUAUGCUGUCCGUCAGUCCAUCGCCAAGGCCCUGAUCGCCUACUACCAGAAGUUCGUCGAUGAGCACUCCAAGAACAUGCUCAAGCAGGCCCUAGUCCAAUAUGACCGUACCCUCCUCGUUGCCGACAACCGUCGGUGCGAGCCCAAGAAGUUCGGCGGUCCGGGUGCGCGUGCCCGUUACCAAAAGUCCUACCGUUAAGAGAUUCUUCUCUUCGUCGGAGUUUGGGGAUGGGACGAUCUUGGUGUACCUAUGGGAGGCCGGGAAAUCGUGGCGGGGGAGAGGAAAAGAAAAAGAAUCGGCCACGGGAACAGCUGGCGCUUCUUUUUUUCAUUGCCUGGUUGUCUCCUUUUUGCGCAACGAAAUCGAGAAACCGGCUAAUGGCGGCUGGUCGGGAACCUCUGGAGUCUUGAGAAAAGGGAAAUCCUUUUGCGAGGGCUAUCUCUACUACUAAGAUGCCUUCAAACUCUCUAUUAUCAAUGCAUUUGCAUGGCCUGGUUGUAAAGGGAUUAGGCGAACGAAAUGACAAAUUCUUCUAAAAACUGUGCUGGUCUAGACUUCGUGAUAUUACAUGGUAAGGUGUUGGUAGUGAAUUGUCAUGAGGCUAUCAAGUCUUAGGAAAUUGUUACUAAAGAGCCUGGUUUUGGAAUAAGGUAUGAUAAUACUUCCUCGGUCACAAGCCAUAAAGACUCAGACUCCCAUUCUAGUGAGAGUGUAUGUUGGAAACCAUCUUUGUGCUCUGCCACGGAGGCUAAGGUCGCAUAUUCACAACACCAUAAUACCAAUCACCAUAUUAUGCCCA
Messenger RNA from Annulohypoxylon maeteangense, 1152 nucleotides. Its product is annotated as 40S ribosomal protein S16. The record is from RefSeq and is a predicted model, not a curated record. Bases 123 to 551 code for a protein of 142 amino acids. Gene Ontology annotation, cellular component: ribosome; cytosolic small ribosomal subunit. Gene Ontology annotation, biological process: maturation of SSU-rRNA from tricistronic rRNA transcript (SSU-rRNA, 5.8S rRNA, LSU-rRNA); translation. Gene Ontology annotation, molecular function: RNA binding; structural constituent of ribosome. The transcript has 3 exons. NCBI's taxonomy places the organism in Eukaryota, Fungi, Ascomycota, Sordariomycetes, Xylariales, Hypoxylaceae.